AUGCAGUCGAGAUUCCCACAUUUGGGGAAUUCGCAGGUGUUCCUCAGUGACCUCUCAAAGGACGGACCCAGUCCAGAGGAGGAGGUGGUUCAGCCUGACCAGCCUGACCCCGAUGAGGACGAUGAGGCCUACCAGAGCGACCCAGAGGCAGAGCAGGACAGGGUGACUGCUGACCGGGCCCACAUAACCCUUACCAUGGAGGAAACCACCACUGCUCACCCUCCGGCCUUUGAGGAUGCCUGUAGCCCCAACCCGCUGCCUGGAUUCCAGCAGCUGGAAAACUUCUGCUCUCUGCUGGUGAAGAUUGGCCUGACUGCGAACAUUUUAUAUUUCAUAUCCUACUCUGCGCCUCUGAUCGAGCGCCUCAACACCCGCUGCCAACAGCUGUUUGGAAAAACUGUGGAGGAGAAUUUCCGCGCCCCUGCUGCUGUGACAUCAAAUGAGCUGCUUGGUUUGGAGUACCUCUUCAGCCAAAGCACAGGUGAAUCUGGUGCCUUCUCCCUCAGUGACCUCUCAAAGGACGGACCCAGUCCAGAGGAGGAGGUGGUUCAGCCUGACCAGCCUGACCCCGAUGAGGACGAUGAGGCCUACCAGAGCGACCCAGAGGCAGAGCAGGACAGGGUGACUGCUGACCCGGCCCACAUAACCCUUACCAUGGAGGAAACCAACGCUGCUCACCCUCCGGCCUUUGAGGAUGCCUGUAGCCCCAACCCGCUGCCUGGAUUCCAGCAGCUGGAAAACUUCUGCUCUCUGCUGGUGAAGAUUGGCCUGACUGCGAAUAAGCUGAGCCUGACGACGGAGCACAGGAACAGGCUCAUCGCCGCAUGGCACGCUGUCGAGGAACAUGACAAGCAACCACAGAAGUUUCAUCAGCUGUACAGAACACACUGGGGUAACACAUUGUAUUGCCGCACAAAGAGGGACGAUCUUGCUGAUGCUACUGUGAUUCAACGAGUCAAGAUGGCCAAACGCUAUGCACCGGCACAACAGGACAUCAGUGCUCACCACAACAGACUAAUGUACACGCUGGUCAGACUUCUCUGGUCGGGGUUACCUCACAGUUCCAAAACGAGCCCGGAAAAAACAUCCAUCCUGAAGGCCUACGAGAGAAUUCAGCACUGCAUAUUGGUGGAGGAUCCAGUGCUGAGUAAAGUGGGUAUUCCUCUACCAAAGAUUAACAUCAAGACGGUCCGGGAUUUCAUCCGUCAUCAGGAGAGGCUCAUCAACCUGCAGUCAACAAGAAUGCCAUCAGCCACAAUAUCAAAGACUGCGUCGGUCUCCUCAAAAGACUUACCUCCAGCACCACGUCAGCCGUCGGUUCUCCCUCCACCUGACUACCAACAGAUUGUGUAUGAACACAUUCCCAGCAAGGCAGGGACCAAAGUCUUAAAAGAACGAUCAGACAUGGUGAUGUCAGCUCCAAAAAACCUGUCCCAGGCAAAACACCCUGAAUCUCCAUUGACGUCUGACUUACCCCAGCAGAAAACUCCAGCCAUGUCUACCAUCUUCAGACCUCUACCUAGAAUCACUUCAUCCACUGCUCCUACACAAGUUAUUCCGGCCACGUCCACCAACGCCACACCUGUGACAGUGUCUUCCAGCCAGACUGACACGUCACAGACUGCUGACACCCCUUCAGUCUGGUCCAGAGCAACAAUGUACAAAAGAAAAAACACAAUCAUUCUUACUCAAGUUGGAGCAAAGCUUUCACGUGUACACCACUUGCCCAUUUGCACACUUUGCCACCAACCCACUCAGGGACACAAAAAAUAUAAAAAGAAGACUUUUUGUCCCAUGAAAAUGAUGUCGACCUCCAAAGGAUUUGACAACAGAGUGUACACCAGCUAUGAACACUUUACCACAGUUGUGGACUCACAAGAGUGA
This is a messenger RNA of Sinocyclocheilus rhinocerous, 1884 nucleotides long. RefSeq lists its product as uncharacterized. Bases 1 to 1884 code for a protein of 627 amino acids. The record is from RefSeq and is a predicted model, not a curated record. The transcript is spliced from 4 exons. NCBI's taxonomy places the organism in Eukaryota, Metazoa, Chordata, Actinopteri, Cypriniformes, Cyprinidae.